Molecule: messenger RNA, 3642 nt
Organism: Dreissena polymorpha
Lineage: Eukaryota; Metazoa; Mollusca; Bivalvia; Myida; Dreissenidae
Product: nose resistant to fluoxetine protein 6-like
Exons: 1
Coding region: 293-2404 (703 amino acids)
Molecular function (GO): acyltransferase activity, transferring groups other than amino-acyl groups
Source: RefSeq, a predicted model, not a curated record
UCAGAAUAGGAAGCCUAUUUAAAGCAUUGAAUCAUGCAGGUUACACAUAUCAAUGAAACAUUAGGUUUUAAACAUUCAAGGAACAUUAAUUUAUAAAAAAAAUAAUCAUUUUUUAGCAUAAGAUCUACCGUAUUUUUAAGCAAGUGGGGAAAUGUUGCCAUACAAGAAGACGAACUAGAAUAAAACACAAACUCUAUUUUCACAGGGAAUCAAAUGUGCACACUGUUGAAGAAGAAAAACAGUAAGUUCAAACAUAAUUCGUCAAGUGAUUAUAUUAAAACACAAAGAAACCAUGACAAAGUUAUUUUGUGCCUUACUUCUGAUGGCAUAUUUGUUCACAAUCAAUGGACUGAAAGAACAUGAAUGGAACAUGGGACUGAAAAAGAGAGACAACCUGCAAAAAUUUGACUCUGCGGCUAAGGAGUUUGCAAGUGGUGGUAAAACUUUAUUCACAUACCUAACUGAAGGCUUCGAAAAUGUUUACAGUUUGUCCGAGUCACCCCAAAAUGUAAGCUUUCAGUGUUUCAAUGACACAGCCAAGAUUUUGGUGGAUCUUGAAAACAAAGAAGAUUAUGCAGAAAAGUUCUUUGAUGCUGAAGCCAAAAUCCCACCUGGGAUUCUUGAGGGCCAAACAGCUUGGACUGGGGACUACCAAGAAUGUUUAAGCAUUAAGUCCUACAGGACCAAAAACGCACACAAUAGUCACCAGUUUGCUGGAAAAUAUUUUACUGUAAGCUACAAGAAACGGCUCUUCCUUGGUAUAUGCAUGCCCAACUCGUGUGAUAAAAAUAACGUUCAAGAAUUACUGGGAACUGUCGUUCCCACAGCAGACAUUUCUGGCGUGUACACAACAGACAGAAACAAAAUUGACACUAGCACUAUCAUGGCAUUUGUGGUACUAAGCAUUAUACUGGCUAUCGUCAUAAUAGGCACGGCAGUUGAUUACUUUGAGACAAUGUACAACAAACAUUUGCAGGAGAGUAAAAUAAACGGGUACACCCAAAUUGAUGAACAGUUGUCAGAAAAUACAGGUCUUCUGGCAGAUAAAAAAGGCUAUGACAAAAGCACAUUCAGAGGUACUUUAUUGAAAGUUUUACAGUCAUUUUCAAUUUUUAACAACACUAGAAAACUAAUGAGUACUGAAACAGCCAAUGGGCCCUUGGCUUGCCUGAAUGGUUUGCGAGUAAUAAGCAUGUGGUGGGUAAUACAGGGUCACACUUACGGCUUCACAACUCUGGUCCUUAAAAACCCACUAUUUGUUUAUUCAACCGUUAUCCCUAGAUUCUCAUUCCAAGCCAUCUUAAACGGUACUUACUCGGUCGAUACUUUCUUCUUUCUCAGUGGAUUGCUAGUUUGCUAUUUGGCCUUAAAAGAGCUGUCAGAACGUGGCAGAAUCAACUGGUUUUACUACAUAUUGCACAGGUACUGGAGGUUGACCCCAGUGUAUGCAAUAUGCCUCAUGUUUUUCACGACAAUUUACAGACUGUUAGUAUCAGGCCCAUUCCACUGGGUAGCGUUGGAUCCUGAUGGUCCUCUGUACCAUGCAGUGGAGCAAUGUAGAAAUUAUUGGUGGUCAAAUCUUCUGUACAUUAACAACCUGUACCCUAACUAUGGCCAGGACGGCUGUUUUGCCUGGGCAUGGUAUCUGGCCAAUGACAUGCAAUUCUACAUCGCCUUAAGCCCAUGGGUAAUAAUCCUGCUUCACCGUUAUAGAAAAAGAGGCAUAGCUUUCUGCCUCUUCCUGAUAGUAUCUUCCAUAGCAUCUAAAUGCAUUGUUGCUGAUUAUUAUGAGAUGAAUCAACAGGGCCAGGUCACAAAGCACACUGAUGAAAAAUGGGCUAAAUCAGACCCACUGUACACUAAACCAUACGCAAGAUGGUCUGUCUAUAUUGUAGGAAUGCUAACAGGGUAUUUCUUACACUAUACGAAAUGCCAAAUGCGAAUGAACAAACUAGUCACAUGGUUGGGGUGGGCAUUGUCAAUAGCCAUGGGAAUGUCUGUAAUUUAUGGGCUUUACUACUACAACAGCCACCCAGGCACUGUGAUGGGCAAAACAGGGACUCUGUUCUAUCUUUCAUGCGCCCGAACAACCUGGGCAGUAGCUCUGGCGUGGCUUGUGAUUGCAUGUGCUACCGGUCAUGGCGGUUGGAUUAAUAACAUUCUUAAAUGGAAAUUCUGGGCUCCUAUGGGCCGGCUUACGUACACAGCAUACCUUAUACACCCUAUGAUACUGUUUGGGUAUUAUUUGAACCUUUUGUCACCCCUUGAGUAUACAGACAUCACAAUGGUUUAUAUGUUUAUAGGCAAUUUAAUUCUUUCAUACGCGGGUGCAUACAUAGUAUCCAUGGCCUUUGAAGCUCCCAUGAUGAAUUUAGAGAAAUUAAUUCUCGGAAAGUCAAAGUAAAGACUCUAACCAACAUCUAAACAUUUUUUUUGUGAUUUGUCCGUCAAUGUCAAUAAGCCUUAUUAUCUAUACAUGUAAGUCUCGUUACAUUGUUUUGAGUAAAAGGAAAUCACUCUACAAUUAUAAUUAUUUGUUCCUAUUACUCCAGGCAAAUUGACUGAUAACAAACCAAUUUGCACCUAAGCUUAAAACUAUCAGCACAUUUAGAAUCCAAUUGUUAUUUGUGAGAGUUAGCUCACAAAUAAUGCAGAUGCAAUUUUGCAAAUCAGUAUUGGCUUAGCUAUGCUAGGAACCGUAACCCGUGACUGCCUGUGUGGAUAACUGCAGUAAAAUUAAGCAGACGACGAAUGCUAAAAGCGUCUGCUCUAACCACCACAUCUGCCUGUUCUCACUGGUACAAUACAUAGUGUGUAUUUAACAGCUUGUACGACAACAUUGGCCAGUGUAGUGUUUAUCAUUGAAAUCUGUACAUAUUGGCUGCUUUCAGGGAAAAUGGGGCUUAAAUUGCAUGUCAAAUAAGAUUAGCCUGUGCACACUGUAGCUGUAUCAAUGAUUUGAAAAAAAACCACAUCUCACCCUGUAAGACACACUCUUUAUAAAUAGCGUCAAAAAAGUGUGUGAAUGCCUUAAUUUGAUUCUUAAUGUUCAUGUUUUCAACUAAGAGUGUUUGUAUCUCAAUUUUUUCUUUAAAUAUUGGUAUCAAUUUUGAGUACACACGUAUAUAAACAGGCAUUUUAUAUUUAUUUCCAUGUUUUGACAUGAAAUUGAUUGCCAGAUUGUCGAUUCUUCUAUUUGAUUGAUUUUUCAUAUUCUUCUAUUUGAUUGAUUUUUCAUAUUAUUGUUUGCUUGUAAAAUGUGUUAUUUUGUAGGGAAAUGUUUGUGUUGUUGACUUAAUAUUGUAAGGUUUCAUAUUUUCUUGUUAAUUAUUUUAUAGUUAAUGGUUCUACCUGGUUAAAAAAAACGAACUGUUUUUUCCUACGACAUUGCAAUUCUGUUAAUUGUUUGAUUCAAUUUUUUCAUUGUUUCUAAUAAAAGUAUUAGUUUUGUUAUAUUGCUUCUAUGUUAUACCAUGCUUCCAAAUUGUUUAAAAAUAUUAUGUGAGUUUUUUUUUUAUAUAUAUUGCCUCUUAUGUUGGCAUCUGUUUAACCUCUAACAUAUUGAACAAAAUUCUGUGUGUUUCUUGUUGAAGAUUGCAAUUUUUGUUGACAUUUCUUAAACAUGAUUAAAUUUUUAAACGG